AUGGACAAGGAAGAUCACGGAUGCAGGCAUGAACUUCUCAGGAUCAUUAAAAUCCUUAUCCGCGCUGAGACGACCUUUGCUAAACUAUCCAGCUACCAUCUGAAGACAGUUUUCUUACACUACAACUCCAAUCCAAAAUUAAAGUGGGAUGCAGAUAUGCUAGGAGAGAGAUUUCUUGAGUACAUGGAAAUGUUGUACACAGCCCUUUCAAAAAAGACCCUCGACAACUUUUGGGUAGAAGGAGUGAACUUGCUGGAUAAUAUACAGGAUAAAACAUUAGAAAACAUGGCUGAUCGAUUACGCAAGAUUUUGGACAAUGACAAGGAGAGAAGUAAAGUCCUUAAAUGUGAAAGUAAGGCAGAUUGAUUUUUAUUAACUGCUUUUGGCAACUUGGAACUGGAGUAAACUAACAAUAAUAUUAUUAUAACUAUUAAGUCCCAAUAGUGACCAACAUUGUUUUUCUCCUAACAAUAUCUAUACUUAAUCAAAAGAGAAGAUUAUGAGACAAAAUUAAUAACAUUAUCACCAAAGGAAAAAUGUUUUGAUCUUUUAUCAAAUUCUCUCCAAUAAUUCUUUAAGGAACUGUAUGGAGAUCAGUCUGGAGAAUUUCUACAUGGAUAAUUAUUCUAUCUUGAGGGGUUAAUAUGGCUUUAAAGAGAUUAUCAGGAUCGUUACAUGUCUAUCAAUUCCCUCUUGAUUAAAAUUGUUUGACAAAGUAUUUGGUAAAAAGGGCGAAGAGAUAACCAAAGAGACUCUCAGUCACAAUUUGAUAGGUAGAGAGUUGUUAGAGUCCUUACAUACCCUUUCAACAGCACAAGCAUUACCUAAUCUGAAGCCAGAUUUAAGGCUUAUCAGUAUGUGCAUGUAAUUAAUCAAAGUGUGAAUUUCCAUUUGCUUUCAGUGCAGCUAGACAGUGACGGAAGAAAGGCAAGAGAAAACUGUCCUGCAAUCACAUCUGGACAGCAAAAACAAAUUCUGCCAAACACAUGUCAAACUUCUACUGAUCUAUUGCAGCUUCUGCGAAAAUUCCUCAACAAACUGGAAGCCAUUCUAAGUGAUGAAAUCAAGUGGUCAAAAGAAGUGAUUGAAGAGUAUAUGAAAAAUGGGGUACUCAAAUACUGCCAGGAUAACUCUCCUAUGAUAAUAAGCAAGUUUGAUUAUGGAGGAAGUUUGUAUGAGAAUCUGAAAACCGCUCGUCCGAAUGAGGACGAUGUUGUAAUUCAUGUCGUCUUGAAGGCAAAGAAAGGGUUUGUCACUAUUAAUGUGGAGAACCCUGGUUAUGCAUCCAUCAAAGCAGUGGAAGGUUCCCCAUACAAAGAGUAUUCACGUGAAGAUGGCCUCUUGAUGCCAAAGAAAUUCAAGUCAUGGCUAUUUAAACUGGUCAAUUCUGCUGUUCAAGAAUUGAACUCUAAAGAAGCUGCAUCCAUGUCUUUGAAGGCUUCUAGUUGUAGCACUGGUGUUAAAGUCAUCAUCAGUCAAUCCAAGACAAGACACUGGAAGUAA
Porites lobata is the source of this 1503-nucleotide messenger RNA. The record is from the annotation of a GenBank genome assembly. Lineage: Eukaryota; Metazoa; Cnidaria; Anthozoa; Scleractinia; Poritidae.